AUGGUUUCAAAUUACAGCUUGCUUCUGCUUUUCUUGGUCUUUGCUGGUACAUUUCUUGAAACCAAAGGCAAGCUCACUCCAAAAUUCUACUCAUCUAAAUGCCCAAAAGCACUGUCCAUUGUGCAAGAAGAAGUUGUAGCAGCCAUAAAAAACGAAACACGCAUCGGAGCUUCCUUGCUCCGCCUUCAUUUCCAUGAUUGCUUUGUAAAUGGCUGCGAUGCGUCGGUGCUGUUGGACGAUACAUCAAGCUUUGUAGGUGAGAAAACCGCAGCUCCUAACAACAACUCCAUCAGAGGAUUUGAAGUUGUUGAUCACAUCAAAGCCAAGCUUGAGAAGGCAUGCCCCGGAGUGGUGUCAUGUGCUGAUCUUCUAGCUCUGGCUGCACGUGACUCUGUAGUUUAUUUAGGAGGCCCUUCAUGGAAAGUUCGCUUGGGAAGAAGAGAUUCUACAACUGCUAGCAGAAGUGCUGCCAACACCUCCAUCCCUCCACCCACUUCCAAUAUAAGCAGUCUCAUUUCAAACUUUGCAGCACAAAAUCUCUCGUUAAGAGACUUGGUCGCUCUUUCAGGUUCACACACCAUUGGCCUGGCAAGAUGCACAUCAUUCCGGUCACGCAUCUACAAUGAGUCCACCAUCGACGCCGCCUUUGCCAAGUCAUUGCAGGGCAGUUUUAGAUGCUAA
Molecule: messenger RNA, 681 nt
Organism: Prunus armeniaca (apricot)
Lineage: Eukaryota; Viridiplantae; Streptophyta; Magnoliopsida; Rosales; Rosaceae
Source: the annotation of a GenBank genome assembly